AAGAUGGAUCUUGGUGAUGACCUUCCUGCAGACAGGGUUGAUGGUGUCCCCCCUUCCUCCUCCCUCGCUCAGGACGGCCCUGUCUCGGAGCGCCUGAAGCUGGUGUCCGUGGCCCUGCGCUCGCUGCACGUCCUGCUGGGCGCCGUGGUCCUGGAGCAGCAGGAGGAGUUCAGCCCCGCGGACGGCGCGUUCCACUCCAAACUGGAAGCCCUUCUCUCUCGCCUGGGGGACCUGUCUGACGGGCUGGGGCUUCUCCUGCUGGAGACCGGCGGGGUGACCGCCGGAGACAAAGACGCGCCCCCCUCCUCCCCCUCUGCCUCGUCCUCCUCCAGCUUUUCCCGGAAAGUGCGGGGUUACUGUGUCCUGCGUGAGCUGUCCGCCUGGGCGCUGAGGGCCCACCAGGAGCUGAGGAGCGGGGGCGCUGGGACCGGCGGGAAUGCUGAGGGCUCUGGAGCCCCGGGAGGCAGGAGAGCGCAGGCGAGGAGGCUGAGGCACCGCAGGAUCUAGAGUCACGGACUGGGGGGUGGGACGCCUGUGUGGUGGGAAUAAGGGAGACGGGUGGGACACCUGUAG
Lepisosteus oculatus (spotted gar) is the source of this 573-nucleotide messenger RNA. The record is from RefSeq and is a predicted model, not a curated record. Lineage: Eukaryota; Metazoa; Chordata; Actinopteri; Semionotiformes; Lepisosteidae.